This is a messenger RNA of Adineta ricciae, 954 nucleotides long. NCBI's taxonomy places the organism in Eukaryota, Metazoa, Rotifera, Eurotatoria, Adinetida, Adinetidae. The record is from the annotation of a GenBank genome assembly.
AUGGCUGACCAAGAGACAAUUCGAUCACGAACAUUGAAAAAAUACCAGGAAAUCAACGAACAACUACGCGAAUUUCUCAAAGGUAUCCUUCAAUUGGAAAAAACAUCAUCAUUCCAUGAUCAAGUCCAGUCGAACUCAACUGAUAGUGGUGGAGUAUCGUUAUUAUCGAUAAAGAAUGAUUUACUUCUUCAAUAUUUGAUAAAUCUCGUAGCAGUCAUGUCUCGCCGAUCAACACCAGAUCAAACAUUAACAUCGGCAUCAACUCGUUCGACGAUAUUACGUCUUUGUGAAAUACGCACGUUUAUCGAAAAGAUUCGUCCGAUUGAACAAAAAUUACAAUAUCAAUUGGAUAAAUUACUUAAAACGAAUGUCGAUCAACAACUAACCUUUCGUGCUAAUAUGGAAAAUUUCGAUCAAGAUGUCAAUGGAAAUCAAGAAGCAAACGAAAAUAAAACCGAAGGAGAAGAAGAAGAAGAAGCGAAAGCGAAAAUCUAUCGUCCACCGAAACUUGUGCCAGUUGAAUAUAACGAAGAUUUCGAUGAUAAGAAAGAAAAAGGAACUGUUAACAAGCGUCUUGAACAUUUGAAACGACGCGCUUAUCAUUCUGAUAUCUUACAAGAAUAUAAAGAACGAUACUCCGAUGCGCCGGAAGAAGUUUACAAUAGCGAACGAAGUCGUUUUACUCAACAGAAUCGUGCUUAUAAAGAGAAAAUCGCGUAUGAAGAAGAAUAUCUGAAACGUUUACCACAAACCAAACGCGAACGUUUACUAUUGCAACGGUCGAUGGCGAACAAUGGCAAUGACAUCAUGGAUCAUCUUCACGAUGCGGACGUUCUAUUCGAUGAUAAUUUCAAUGGUGGAACGAAGAAAAAGGGUAAAAUGUCACGACAAACGAAGAAAAAAAUGGAAAAGAAGAAAAAUAAGUCAAUGAAACGAUUGAAAUCACGGAAAUGA